Brachypodium distachyon (stiff brome) is the source of this 3420-nucleotide messenger RNA. RefSeq names its product respiratory burst oxidase homolog protein B-like. Lineage: Eukaryota; Viridiplantae; Streptophyta; Magnoliopsida; Poales; Poaceae. Gene Ontology annotation, molecular function: calcium ion binding; NAD(P)H oxidase H2O2-forming activity; peroxidase activity. Gene Ontology annotation, cellular component: plasma membrane. The transcript is spliced from 12 exons. The coding region runs from base 630 to 3197 and encodes 855 amino acids. The record is from RefSeq and is a predicted model, not a curated record.
CCCACAAAAAUGACACGCGGGAGAUGUUUACUAACCGGAUCUUUCCUCAGUGUACCCGAACUAAAAACAUGUUCAAAAGACGGGAGCUCCGAAAGUUUGAAAAAUAAAAGAGGGCUUCAAGCAUUUGCAACAUGCAAGAAUUCCCCACGAGAAUCAGACUCACUUCCCUGAAAGUUCUGGGGACUUGUAACUACAUGGGGCCUCAGAUAAAGGUAAGUCCGUUGUUAAAAUAAAGGGGCAGCUUCACUGGUUUCGUAGGCCAAAGCGUCCGUAACCAGCGGCGGCCUUGAGAAUUUGGGGGCGCCCACUGUAUUCAGUAAGUUCCAUGCACCGCGUGCCCUUGCCCUGCUGUUUCGCAGCCAGCCUUAAAAAAUUGCUAGUAGUAGUUGGUGGCCAAGAACAGCAAAGCCUCUGUAUCUAGUAGACCACAACUGUGUCCCAAUCAAAUCAAACUAACCGCUUCCAGUCAUGUGCCCUUGCUCUGCAUAUAUAUAGAAUGAUAUCCUCCUGCACAUUCUUGGCUCCCAAAACACUCACCAUUGAUCAGAAUUUCAGAUUUCUUGGCAAAUUCUGGGAGACAUCAAGCCAGCCAGGUGCUGCUGCUCGAGUACUAAUCCACGGCGGUGGGCAUGGAGAGGCAGGCCUUGAACGGCAAUGGCGAGGGCAAGAGCGCGAGCCGGCGGAGCACGCGGUUCAAGGAGGAGAAUGAGUACGUGGAGGUCACGCUCGACGUCAGGGGCGAUGACGCUGCGGUGACCAUCCAGAGUGGCGACAUGUCGUCGGCAGAGGCAGCGCUCCUGGGAGAGAAGCCGACGAUGCCGAUACCCGGCCCGGGCGGCUUAUCGUCGAGGCUGAAGGCUGAGCAGAGGCCGGCGUCCUCCGUGGGCCAGCGCCGGCUGGAGAGGAGCAUGACCGGCGCGGCGCGGGCGCUGAGGGGCCUCCAGUUCCUGAACCAGAGCAUGGUGACGCAGGGCUGGCCGGAGGUGGAGAAGCGGUUCGAUCGCCUCGCCGUUGACGGCCUCCUCCUACGGUCACGCUUCGGCCAGUGCAUCGGGAUGGUCGGGUCCGAGGAAUUCGCGGCGCAGAUGUUCGACGCGCUUGCACGGCGAAGAGGGAUCAUGGCUCAGGUGCUGACCAAAGAUGAACUCCGGGAGUUCUGGGAGCAGCUCUCGGAUCCAGGCUUUGAUGCCAAGCUCCAGACUUUCUUUGACAUGGUUGACAAGAAUGCAGAUGGUCGGAUCACGGAAGAGGAGCUUAGAGAGGUCCUUACUCUGACGGCCUCCGCGAACAAGCUCACCAAGAUCCUCGAGCGCGUCGAGGAGUACAGCUCCUUGAUCAUGGAAGAGCUUGACCCCAACCAGCUUGGCUACAUCGAGAUUGCAACCCUGGAGUCACUGCUGCUACUGCCCCCUUCCCAGGCACCGACGAGCCUGGCGGCCCACAGCUCCAACAUCAGCCAGCUCAUCAGCCAGAGGCUCGAGCCAUCACGGGACCAGAACCCGCUCCGGCGUGGGCUCACGGCGGCGCGCUACUUCUUGGAGGACAACUGGAAGCGUGUCUGGGUCAUGGCAUUGUGGCUGGCAAUCAACGCCGUCCUCUUCACCUGGAAAUUCAUUGCCUACCGGCGCCACCCGACGUUCAAUGUCAUGGGCUAUUGUGUUUGCGUCGCCAAGGGCGGCGCCGAGACCACCAAGUUCAACAUGGCCGUCAUCCUCCUCCCAGUGUGCCGCAAUACCAUCACCUGGCUCCGGUCCCGAACCAGGCUCGGCGCCGCUGUGCCGUUCAAUGACAACCUCAACUUCCACAAGGUUGUCGCGGCAGGCAUGGCUGUUGGCGUGGCGCUGCACGCGGUAACACACCUGACGUGCGACUUCCCGCGCCUGCUCCAUGCCAGCGACGAGGCGUAUGAGCCAAUGAAGCGCUACUUCGGGCAAACGAGGAUCCCAGACUACUGGUGGUUCGUCAGGGGCGUGGAGGGCAUCACCGGUGUGAUCAUGGUGGUGCUGAUGGCCAUUGCCUACACGCUGGCGCACCCACGGUUCCGCCGGAGCAAAAUGGGCGAAAGCAACCCGCUCAGGAGGCUCAGCGGGUUCAACAUGUUCUGGUACUCGCACCACCUCUUUGUCUUCGUUUACAUCGCCUUUGUCGUCCAUGGCGUCAGCCUCUACAUCAAUCGGACAUGGUACAAGCAGACGACAUGGAUGUACCUUGCCAUCCCCGUCUUGCUGUACGCCAGUGAGCGCAUCCUUCGAGCGCUUAGGUCUCACGGCUUCACCACAGUUAGGAUCGAGAAGGUCGCGGUGUACCCAGGCAAUGUGAUAGCUAUCCACAUGAGCAAGCCCCAUGGCUUCAAAUACAAGAGCGGGCAGUACAUCUACGUCAACUGUGGCGAGGUCUCGCCCUUUGAGUGGCACCCCUUCACCAUUACCUCGGCUCCCGGUGACGACUACCUCAGCAUGCACAUUCGGUGCCGGGGCGACUGGACGUCCAGAUUCAGAGCCCUCUUCUCCCAGAUCUGCAAGCCUCCAGCAGUGGGGCAGAGCGGGCUCCUGAGGGCUGACUUCAUGUCCAUGGAGCACCAUGCCAGGUUCCCAAGGCUGCUGAUCGACGGUCCAUAUGGCGCGCCAGCACAGGACUACCGCAAGUACGACGUGCUCCUCCUCGUCGGCCUCGGCAUCGGCGCCACGCCGCUCAUCAGCAUCGUCAAGGAUGUCCUCAACAAUAUCCAGAAGCAGGAACAGCCCAGUCAUGCCUCUGACAACGACGACAAGGUGUUCAUGACAAAGCGGGUGUACUUCUACUGGUGCACGCGGGAGGAAGGGUCCUUUGAGUGGUUCCGCGGCGUGAUGAACGAGGUGGCGGAGCGGGACGCUGCCUCUGCUGUGGUGGAGCUGCACAACCACUGCACGAGCGUGUACGAGGAAGGAGACGCCCGGUCAGCACUGGUGGUGAUGCUGCAGGCGCUCCACCACGCCAAGAGCGGCGUUGACAUCGUUUCAGGGACCCGCAUCCGGACGCACUUUGCACGCCCGUGUUGGCGGGACGUCUUCAAGCGCGUCGCCUGCGAUCAUCAGGGCCAGCGUGUGGGGGUCUUCUACUGCGGUGACCAAAGGGUGACGCCGGAGCUGCGGCAGCUGUCGCAGGACUUCUCACACCGGACAAGCACCAAGUUCGUCUUCCACAAGGAGAACUUCUGAGAUGGAUCUGCAAAAGCAAUGCAGGGGAGGAGGAAUGUACAUAUAUAGACAAUGUAGUAUUUCAAAGUUCUUUUAUGGUACACUUGUUGGCUUCUUGCUGUCAGUUUGACAUCAUUUGACUCUUUCUUCUUCUACUCUAGGUGUUGGUGAAAGUUGUGAUGAUUAUAAUGACAUGAAAGUAUUUUGAUGCUAAAUCUAUAGUAUCAUUUUUGUCUUGCAGAUC